This is a messenger RNA of Brassica napus (rape), 1379 nucleotides long. Its product is annotated as protein RESTRICTED TEV MOVEMENT 2-like. The record is from RefSeq and is a predicted model, not a curated record. Bases 210 to 1286 code for a protein of 358 amino acids. Lineage: Eukaryota; Viridiplantae; Streptophyta; Magnoliopsida; Brassicales; Brassicaceae. The transcript is spliced from 2 exons.
CCUUAUGAAUGAUGACCUGAGACUAAAGAAGAGACUUUGGUUGAACAGGAGACAUAGCCGCAAAACUAGGAAUAUCCAUUGCAUAACACAAGAGAAAAUGGCAAAGUCCUGAAGAAAUUCAAUCUUAUUUAUAAGCAGAGCAGUAAACCCUAAUGGAUAUUCACAAAAGCUCAAACAAAACAACCAAAUUCAGAAAGAGAUUUUAAGUAAUGGCAGCAAGACAGCAACCAAGAGGAACAGGCUUGGUGGUUCAGUAUGAGGAUCUUGUCCCCAAAUCUGAAUGGAAAGAUCAGCCUGAGGCCACUAUUCUCACCAUUGAUCUGCCAGGUUUUACAAAGGAGCAAAUAAAGGUAACGUAUGUGCACACCUCAAGGAUGAUAAGAGUCACCGGAGAGCGUCCCUUGGGUGAUAGGAGAUGGAGUCGUUUCAACGAAGUGUUCACUGUUCCACAGAACUGUCUAGUGGAUAAGAUCCAUGGGAGCUUCAAGAACAAUGCCCUCACCAUCACCAUGCCUAAGGAGACGAUUACGAAAAUGCCUAACCUUCCGGAGACUUCUAAAACUGUGGCUGAGAAGGUGAAGCAGCUGGAGGAGAAGAGGUUGUUGGAAGAAGCUGCAAGGAAAGAGAAGGAAGAAGAGGAUGAGAAGAAGAGGAAGCUUCUGGAAGAGAAAGAGGCAAUACUUAGGAAGCUGCAAGAAGAAGCUAAAGAAAAGGAGAUGGCUGAUAAGGCGAGAAAGCUUCAAGAAGAAGCUAUAGCAAAAGAGAUGGCUGAGGCAAGAAAGUUUCAAGAAGAAGUUAGAGCAAGGAAGCUUCAAGAAGAGGCCAUAGCAAAAGAGGAGAGGAAGCGUGUGGAAGAAGCUAGAGCAAGGCAGCUUCAAGAAGAGGCCAAAGCAAAAGAGAAGCUUGAGGAGAGGAAGCGUGUGGAAGAAGCUUCACUAAAGAAAAAGUCUGUGGAUGAAUCUGUAGAAAACAGGAAGAUCAUUGAGAGGGUGCUUCCAGAAGUGGACUAUACAAAAUCCGGCUCCGGUUCUGUGACCAAACCUGUGUCUGGAAGAGCAAGAGAGGUCAUGAAAUCAGCAGAAGAGAAACUAAGUUACGUGGUGGAGAAGGAAAAGAAAACAGAGAAAGGGAUGGUGGAGAAAAUGAGAGGAAAAAAGAUAACAAGUGAAGAGAAGAAGUUGAUGGUGAAUACAGGAGUGGCUGCUCUUGUGAUCUUUGCUCUUGGAGCUUACGUUUCUUAUACCUUUUGCUCAUCUUCUUCAUCUCCUCCUAGCAAACCAGAAUGAUGUUUUAUAAGGAGUUGUGUGAAGGAGUGCUUGUAUAAUUUGUAACUGUAAUAUAUUCUGAAAUAUAAUAAAGUUUGGUGAUGUUAUACAUUA